This is a messenger RNA of Porites lobata, 29705 nucleotides long. Lineage: Eukaryota; Metazoa; Cnidaria; Anthozoa; Scleractinia; Poritidae. The record is from the annotation of a GenBank genome assembly.
AUGGCAUCUUCUUUAUGGGAACCACAGUCAUGGGAUUGCAGAGCAGAUGAUUCCCGCAAAGUGCAAGUCACUAUUUUGGCUUCUGAAUGGGGAUCAAGUCAAGGGGGACUUUCCACCAUAAACAGAGAGUUAGCCAUUCAGUUGGCCAAAUGCCCUGAAGUGGAAAUCACUUUCUUUUUACCUCAAUGUAAUCUAGAGGACAAGAAGGUAGCCAUGAAGCAUAACGUAAAGAUCGUUGAGGCAACACCACUGCCUGGCUUUGAGCAGCUGGACUGGCUUUGCUUUCCGCCUGAAGAUUUGCAAAUUGACAUUAUCGUUGGUCAUGGAGUUAAACUCGGUAAACAGGCACAAAUCAUUAAAAGGUCUAAAAGGUGCAAAUGGGUUCAAGUGGUGCACACAGAUCCAGAGGAACUUGGAAUGUUCAAGAACUAUUCAGAAUCAAUUUCAAAAGGUGAGGAAAAGCACAAGACGGAAGUAAAACUGUGUGAAAUGGCAGAUCAUGUUGUUGGGGUUGGUCCCAAGUUGAGCGAGGCCUUUCGCUCCUAUCUUCGCAGCUGCCAAAAAGAUGACAGUGUUGUUGACUUCACUCCAGGAAUAUUUGUAGAGUUUGCAUCUGUGAAGCAGGCUUCUAGCGAAAGGCAACAACGUAGUGUCUUGGUAUUUGGUCGUGGAGAUGUGGAGGAUUUCAAAUUGAAAGGAUUUGACAUUGCUGGGAAAGCAGUUGCUGAGUUAGAAGAUACUCGUCUUGUCUUUGUUGGAGCUCCAGAUGGAAAACAUGAAGAAAUAGCAAAACAGUUGACUGAAUGUGGUGUCCCUGCAAGUCGUUUGAGAGUAAGAGGAUUUGUUCAAGAUCGAGAGAGUUUAAGGCGUUUGUUUCAAGAAGUGGAUCUUGUUGUCAUGCCUUCAAGAACAGAGGGCUUUGGAUUGACAGGACUGAAGGCCUUGUCGGCCGGUCUCCCUGUGCUCAUCAGCCGCAACUCCGGUUUUGGAAAAGCUUUACACAGUGUACCUUUUGGAUCAUCAUAUGUAGUGAAUUCAGAGGAACCGGCAGAUUGGACCUCUGCUAUCAAAACAAUCUUGGUCAAGGACAGGAGAAGUCGGCUUGAGGAAGCAGAAACCUUGCGCGAAUCCUAUGGCAAAAAAUACAACUGGGCCAAACAGAUUAAAGAUCUCAUUGACACGAUGAUCAGUCGGAUGUACGGUAUGAAUACCAAUUUUCUUUUUGUGAAAAAAAAUAUUCUUAACACAUUGCAAAAGGAAUAAUAGGAUGUGGACUCUAAUAAGAAUUGAAAAUAAACGGACAAAACCAAAUUUGAGUAAUAUCCGCUGCCUUUUUGUCGCGGCUGAGAUCGUGAAAAAAGGCGAUAAUUACUAAGUUUUAUGUUACAUGUAAGCAAACAAAGUAAAGUAAUAUUUCAUCCAAACCAUCCAUCAUAUGCUUUAUCCCCAGUUCACUGGCUUAUGGGAUUAUUCCAUACAUCUGCAUUUACAUGUACCAAAACAGCCUGUUGUUAUCUACUCUUUUUUGUCAACAGAUGAUUCUUUAGAUUACCAGAGCUCUUCAGAAACAAAACGCAGAAUUUUUCCAUCCACUAAUAAAGCUUCGCAGCAAAUGGAGGGGACAACUGUAGACCCUGAAGGUAUCCGUGAUGACUUAAUAAUUGUAAACUUCUUGAAUGGCGUUGCUGAUCAAAAGUGUUAGAUUUCUUCACUAAAAUGGUUAACAUCAUUUGAAUCUGUCUUGGCUUAUGCAAGUGUGGUUGAACGAUAGCUACAUACAAUCAGGGACACAAGUAGUUGACACACUUGUUUAAAAUGGGUGCUUUUAUCAACAAUAAAAAUUUCAUUCAUCUAUCAUUUCAUUCCUUUUAAAUGCCGUAAAUCCCCCCACCCCAAAAUCAAUGUUGUCUGAAGUAAAUACAACAUUGAUUUUGGAGUGAAGGUGUUGGGGUAGACAGAGGAAGGGGAUAGGUUGUCCACUACGCAAAAACGGGUCAUUUAUGGGAAGUGUCUCAACACUUUUAUUCCUCAUUGUAGGUUCACUUGCAUGUAUACGUACUGCUAAGGAAGAAGGGUGGGCUUCAGUCUGCCUCGAACUGGUUUAGGAUUUCGCUUUUUCUCCAUAAGUUCAAGAACAUUUAAACUUCUAGAGUUCUCAAAUCUCUCAAAAAUAGUGAUUAGAGGGAGAGAGAGGAAGAAAAAAGAAUAUGUGGCAGGUGUGAACAUGUGCACAUUUGUGUACUUUUCAUGUACAAAUUAUUGGAUCUCAUUAUGCCUGAAAAGUGCCAAAAUUGCAAGAAAACUAAUGAAAACCAAUUAAAGAAAUUCCUUUGUUGAUUUUAUUCAUUUAAAUAUUUGAGAGGAAAGCUAUUAGGGAGCUCAAGCAAAGACUUUUUUGAUCGGUGCCACCUUUCAACUUGACGUGAGGCCUUUCCUUUUUGACAUGCCUUGAAGCUACCAAAAGUGUAUUGCUAAGUGUCUUUACUCUUAUUGAGACAGUUUGCUGCAAAAUAUUUUGGGCAUAACAAUUACUGUUCAAGAUGCAUUAUGUUCACUUCCAUUCGACCCCAUUGUGUUGUAUGUGAAACGUUGCUUAUAAGCAGAACACAAGAUACUAACCAGCCUACACUGCGCUCUGCAAAAUAAAUCAACGAGCGAACUGAGAACUAUGGAUUAAGCAAAUAAUAUUAUUAAAAUCUUGCUAAUUCUCUUAUCAUAAAAAACUAGUUGAUGUAAAUUUCAGAGGAUUAUUUUAAAUUAAUCACUGCAAUAGGAUCCCAAAAAUUAUCAAUAUCCAUGACCACUACACCCCUACAAAACAAUGGAAAAUGUGAUUAUAAGUACCUGUUUUUUUUUCAGCUUGUAAUGUUUUUCCAUCUUUACAAAAUUUACAAUGUGAUGCAGAGCAGGUCAGCAAAAAAACCAACCUACCAUCUGAUCUGAGAACGAUCGCUGCCAACAAAGGAUUCUUUGUUUCUGAUAACCAAGCAUCCGGGAACUGUUUAUUCCAUGCAUUAUCAGAACAAUUACAAAGUGUCAAAGGAAUUCAAAUCUCACACAAAGAGCUAAGAAAAACCUUGGUCCAGUUCCUCGAUGAGAACCCAAAUCUGGUAGGUUGAUGACUAGCCUAACUAAGACAAAAACUAUUGGCACGGGCCUUCCGUGUCUGUUUGGUGGAUUCCCCUCAUAUGAUAAGGAACAAGAAUCGCCGAAAGGCGAUUUUGACCUGGGCUGCAAAGGGGCUAUUUUUUCUGAGGGGAGGGGGCGGCUAUACACACUCAGGCUACCAUAAAACCUUGUCGGCAACCAUUGCAUGCAACAGAAUCUCAUGUGAGACUGAAACAUAAACUCAUUCAGAACAUUGUACCCUUUUGAAAGACUUUCGUAACCAAAAAAAAAAGAGUACCAUUUUUAAGUGGGGGCUGUAUAAUAACUUUUAAAUUCCACCAUUAUGAAUAAAAAUAAACAAGUUAGCCAUUAAUUCUAAACAGGAAACAAUUUGCAUUAUUUCCACGCACCCCUCCCCCAAUCCCUCUGUGCCCCAAAAUAUAGCGUGACAGUAUAACGUGACUAAUUUGACGUAACCGGAAAUUCCAAAAAUUGUUGUCCUUCUACGAGCAUAAAAUGCGACAGACUGAGCUGAUUUACACUAGACAGAAAUAUUGUAUUGUAUGAAAACCAGAAGUAUACUAAAACAGACAGUUAACUGCCCAUUGAUCCCGCCUGAUCCAGGGGCCUCACUGACUGCACGGAGACUUUACUGCGCUUUUCACAAACAUGCGAACUCUAAAGUUCAAAAGCCACCUUCACAAUUGUGUUUAUCGCUGCCGUCAAUCAUAAUUACGAUCACAAGCAACGAACCUUGAAACAGAGAAACACACAAAACGGAUCGAAAUCCACAAAUCACAAACCAUGACCUUUUGAACCCGUGAAGUAAAGUUUUGUUUCCUAAGAGGUCCGUUAAGAUGAUUGACAGCAGCGAAAAACGCAAUCGUCGGUUGGGUUCUGAACUCCAGGGGUGCUUACCAUUUGACAGAAAAAUCCGGUUGGGGUGUCGAAAGCAUAAUGGUAAGCGAUUUACCAGUUUACCGUAGAAAUGCCACAUCCGUUACGGUUUGAAUCCAAAAAAGGGGCGAAUUUGUGUAGCGUGAGUCUGGAACCGAGAAGGAACCGAGAAAUUGGUUAAUGGUAAGCGACAUUCCGUUUGGUUCGUACCAACCGGAAUGAAGGGACUACCUCAAAACGUACUCCUCAAUUUUCGGUUGGAAUUUCCGGAAAGUGACCUUACCAUUUACCAUCCAUCCGGAACUUUCGAAAUUUUCUGUCAAAUGGUAAGCACCCCAGAAUUCGCAUGUUUGUGAAAAGUGCGAUCCUAAUUUGCGGUCCACAGUCUACAUGAAAACGCACUAUUUUUUCCACAAGAUGAAAGGUAUUCAGAUUUAAGAUUUUCCUCACGGUAUUUUUCUCUAACUUAAAGGAAUAAAAUCCUUUGCAUUUUGAGACCUAAAAAAGUGUAAAGAUUUCUCGCUCGCAUGUUGCGUUCUCCAGCAGGCACUUCAAACAAUGUAAAUAGAUGAAACGAUCGAUAACAUAUUUUUUACCUGAUACCGAUGUGAGUUAAAAAUUCGCUCCAGUUCUGUUUGUCUCACCCAAGACUAACUUUUCUUCAUGGAAACUAUGCCGCUUUAUAACUCGUCCGAGGUUUUUGUGCCAGCUAAACAAUAUGGAAACACUAUUCACAGUGACUCCUUGGAUAUUAAAAAGACUGAACGUGACGCACUAUUAUGCCUUUGUUUACUUCUGAUCACAUCUUCAAGCGAAGUCUCUCUUUUCAAGCGAUUCAUCUCAAUGUACAAUAAUUGACCCUUAUAUUAGUUAAAAUUCUAUGGUUCAUUUAUAUUAAUGCUGUUUUUGCCCCUCACAUUGACUGUGUUCGUUCGUAUUCAAAACACCUUUACGCAAAUAAAGGUCGUAUGAGUCUUGUGUGUUAUGUUUCGAGAUAAAUGGAUUAUACGCUUUUUUAAGUUUCCAUUUUGCGGUGACUUCAGUUUACAUCUCCAUAAAAUGGUAAAAGAAAUAUCAAGAAACAUCACGAGAGCUGAAAAUUUUGAAAGGCAUGUGACAAUAUUGGUUAACAUUGGUUAACAUUGAGAUAUUGUAAGUCGUGACGUAUUAGCCUCGCUUUUCAUGGGAUUAAAGAGUUGUUGUUGAACCGCCAUCUUGAAGUUGCUCAAUUCACUUCGUCUUCUUGUCCGGCUUAAUACACCGGUAAUGAUUGUUACAUGGUGGCAGCGGUAGACAAUGCCUACUGAUUCUGACAGUCAAGCUUCUGGACCGCAAGCUUCAGCUCCUGCUUUUCGUCGGUCACAAGUUUCUCCUCCGCAACCUCGAGAGAUCGAAGGCGAUCGGGCCGACAACUGGAAAAUCUGGAAACAACGAUGGGAAAAUUACUGUAUCAUCACGGGCUUAAAGAACCAGCCAGAAGACUACAAGUGCGCCAUUUUACUGCAUAGCAUUGGAAUAGAAGCCAUGCGAAUUUUCAACGGCAUGAAAUUCUCCGAAGGCGAGGACCGUAACAAGAUGGCAGAUAUUCUAGUCAAGUACGAUCAGCAUUUUCUCGGUCAAACUCAGGAAUUCUUUGAACGUUUUCAGUUCAACCGUAGAGAUCAAGCUUCUGGUGAGUCAAUUGAUGAGUAUCUUUCAGUUCUGCGAAACAUGGCUAAAACUUGUGGUUUCUGUGACCGCAUGCGAGAUUUGUUGAUUAUGGACCGCCUGCUCUUAGGCAUCUCGGAUGACAAAACACGCGAAGAGCUACUCUCUACUCAUGAUUUGACUCUGAAUAAAGCUAUUGACAUCUGUCGAGGAAUGGAAGCUGCUUCUCUUCACAUGAAGGCCCUGAAGAAUGAAGAAAUUAAUAAGAUCAAGGAUAUAUCGAAGAAGACAAAGAAGUCAGGCUAGAUAAACACCAGCAUAAAACCAAGAAACCUCCCCAAAGUGAUGAUCAGAAACCUGCAAAGAAGAAGUGUCUAUACUGUCUUCAAAUUCAUGUGAUGAAAAAAGAAUUGUGCCCUGCCUGGGGAAAAACCUGUGCAGCCUGUGGUGAAAGAAAUCACUUCAAAGCCUCAAAGAAGUGUAAACACCAAGGUGUCAACUCUCUUGCUGAUGGUUACUCCUCUGAUUCAUCUGAAAGCAGCACUGGAACCAUUAGCACUGUAACAGCUUUUGAAGAUCAAGUUGUCAAUUCAGCAAACCCUGGCAACCAGCUUAUUUUCUGCGAAAUGGAAAUCAACAAAAGGCCUGUCAGAAUGCAAAUUGACUGUGGGGCUACAGUUUGUAUUCUUCCAAAGCACUACUUGGGGGAUCAGCACGCUAUUCGUCCUGAGAGGGUUCAUCUUCAGAUGUGGAACAAAACGUCUUUACCUGCCCUUGGCAAGUGUGAGGUCAAAGUCAAGAACCCCACCACUAAGAAGAAGUACAAGGUGGACUUUGUCAUUGUUGACAACCACUUCACACCUCUCCUCAGCAGUAUUGCUGCACAGAAGAUGAAUCUCAUGAGUGUCCAUUAUGACAAGUUUAAAGCAGUUAAUGUUGUCCCCCAUGGUAGCCAAUACUUCAAACAGUUUCCUGAUGCCUUUAAAGACACCCCUGGUACCCUACCUGGGAAGAAAGUUCACUUAACAACCAUUGAAGGUUCCACUCCUGUCGUCCGUUGUGCCCGCACUCUGCCUGAGUCUAGAAAACAAGUUGUCAAAGAUGAACUUCUGCGUUUAGUGGAUGCAGGAAUCAUUGUGCCUGUGGAUGAACCUACUGACUGGGUCAGUCAAAUGUCUGUUGCUGAAAAGAAAGCUGGAAUUCGUAUCUGCAUUGACCCAAGACCUCUUAAUGAAGCACUGAAACGUGAACACUACAAGCUUCCCACUCUAGAAGAUGUUCUUCCAGACCUUACCAAGGCGAAAGUAUUCUCUGUUUGUGAUCUCAAGUCUGGGUACCUUCACUGUGAGCUCGAUCAUGCAUCAAGUUUGUUGACCACGUUUGCCACGCCUUUCGGACGCUAUCGGUGGCUACGUCUCCCAUUUGGUUUGAAAGUCAGCAGUGAAAUCUUCCAAAAACGACUACAUCAUGCUCUUGAAGGCCUUGAGGGAGUCCGCUGUAUCGCUGACGAUGUGAUUAUUUGGGGUCGAACAGAUGAAGAACACGAUGCACGUGUCUGUACCUUCCUCAAUUGCUGUGUCGAUAAGGGUAUCACCUUGAGCAAAGAGAAGUGUCGUUUUGGUCUCAACGAGAUCCCGUUCAUGGGCCACGUGUUGACCAGUGAUGGCCUCAAGCCAGACCCCUCCAAAGUUGAAGCAGUCCAAAACAUGGCACCUCCUCAAGACAAAGCAGCAGUGGAAAGACUAAGAGGAACUGUGAAUUACCUGUCUGAAUUUGUUCCAAACCUGUCUGAUGUGAUGCGUCCAAUCUAUGACCUAGCCCGCCCCACCUCUGAGUGGACGUGGGAUGCUGUGCACGAGAAAGCUUUUACAGAGAUGAAGCGCUUGCUGACACAAGCACCUGUACUAGCCUACUUUGAUCCAAGUAAAAGCCUAACGAUCCAAUGUGAUGCUAGUGGACAGGGGCUGGGAGCCGCCCUCCUUCAAGACGGCCAGCCACUAGCAUACGCCAGCCGGGCUUUGAGUGAAGCAGAAGCCAGAUAUGCCACCAUAGAGAAGGAGAUGCUCGCGAUUGUGUUUUCCCUAGAAAAAUGGCACCAGUACACGUUUGGUCGUCCUGUGACUGUGUAUUCAGAUCAUAAACCACUUGCAAGCAUCGUGGAGAAGCCCCUGGACAGAGCUCCUAAGCGCUUACUGGGAAUGUUAAUGCGCGCCCUGGCAUAUGACAUCGAAGUUAGAUACCUAAAUGGUAAAGAAAUGUACCUAGCCGACACGCUCAGCAGAGCUCACCUGCCAAGAACCUCUGAUUGUGGACAAGAAGAGUUCGAGACCAUAAAUGCCCUCUCCUAUCUGAUCAUGCCUGAAGAGAAGAUUCAUGAGAUACGCCAGCACACCAGUGACGAUACCUCUCUUCAACAGCUGAAACGCAUAAUACAAGAAGGUUGGCCAGCAGACGAGAAAUCACUACCACCCCUCGUUACCCCCUACUUCAGUGUCAGGGAUGAACUUGCAGUUACAGACGGCUUGAUAUUCCGCGGCGAGCGACUUGUGAUACCUAAAGGAAUGCGAGCAGCAGUCAAGAAAGACAUCCAUAGCGGACACCAAGGAAUUGAAGCCUGCCUGCGCCGCGCAAGGGAACAUGUCUAUUGGCCAGGAAUGAACAAGGAAUUAAAAGCGUGGAUUCGCACCUGUGAGACAUGCAGAGAGAAUGAACUGACACCUUGCAAAGAGACGCUUAUGUCUCAUGAAAUCCCUGAAGGAGCAUGGGAGAAAAUUGGAGCAGACCUCUUCACUUUUCAUGACAAAGAGUACCUCGUCACCGUCUGCUACAAGUCUAACUUCUGGGAGUUGGAUCCACUCACCAACACCAAGUCAUCAACUGUGAUCAAAAAGUUGAAGUCACACCUGGCGCGGUAUGGUAUCCCCAGGCAACUGGUCACAGAUAAUGGUCCCCAGUUUACAUCCAGCGAAUUCAAGUCUUUUACAAAGAAAUGGGGCAUUGAACACACUACCACAUCACCGUACCACAGCAAAGCAAACGGAAAGGUUGAAUCGGCUGUGAAAACUGCGAAAAGAAUGUUACGCAAGACAUCAAAGUCAGGAGAAGACCAGUACCUGGCUCUACUCAAUAUCCGGAACACACCAACUCAAGGUGUUGCUAGUAGCCCAGCACAGCGUCUUCUGGGAAGAAGGACAAGAAGUCUGCUACCAUCCACAAGAUCACUCCUGGAACCCAGAAACCCACCAAAUCUCUAUGAGAUGGAACAACUCCAGUUAAACCAAAAGAGGCAGCAGUGUUAUUACAACCGGUUAGCCCAUGAUCUUCCAGCCCUGAAUGUUGGCGACACUGUCAGAAUGAAGCCAUUUGUGCUCGGCAAACAUGAUUGGGACAAGGGUAAAGUGACAAAGCGAUUAGAUGAGAGGUCCUUCGAAAUCCAGUCACACGGGUCCACCUAUAGACGCAAUAGGCAGCACCUGGUCAAGAGCCCUCCUGUACCAGUACCAGAUACACUACCUGCACCAGAUCUACUACCUGGACCCCAACAGAGUCCAGAUACCGGAUUGCUAAACACACAAGCUGCGAACAGCCAGAAGGGCCACCUGGAAGCAAAGUCCACCAAGCAAUCAUCACCUGUGCGUACUCGCUCGGGACGUGUCAUCAAAGAGCCCGUUAGAUUCCAAGACUAUGUUAAGACUUAAUCGUUAUCAUUUUAUUUUUCUUCCGUAACAUCGAUUUCCAGGAACUGAGGCUUUAGAACAGUAGUUCAGAAAAUAACACACUGCACUUUCAGUAUAUUCUUUGUUUAAUAAGCUUAGUUUUGCAGUAUCAUUGUUAAGUUUUGCCAUUAUCAAAAAAAAAAAGGGAGGAUGUGACAAUAUUGGUUAACAUUGGUUAACAUUGAGAUAUUGUAAGUCGUGACGUAUUAGCCUCGCUUUCAUGGGAUUAAAGAGUUGUUGUUGAACCGCCAUCUUGAAGUUGCUCAAUUCACUUCGUCUUCUUGUCCGGCUUAAUACACCGGUAAUAAUUGUUACAAGGCAUGUUUCUGAAACUCGCUAAUGCUGACAUCAAUAUAGCGUGCUUGCUGAAUGGGCGAAAACACAGAAUUGUGAUCACAAGAUCUUGUACAAAUUUAAUGACAAAAGCUUAGCAAGAUACAGAUACAAACAAAAGCAAACCCCCUGAAACCUCGACGUGGGCUACACUUGUAUGCUCUACUCAGUCACCAAACCUUGUCAGUAAUAGCUCCUAUUUUCCUCAAGUCGCUGAAGCUCCCGGAUGGGAUGUCCCGGAGAAGCUUUAAACUUGUGUGCGAAAUUCUCAGAGUUCCUAUUUUUGUCCUGUCUUCUUUAUCCUCAGUAUCCGAAAUUUAGAUCUCCAAAGUGGCGUGUGUUGCAUUAAAUAGAAGGAAAUAUUUAAAGGAAAAGCCAGUCUUCUAACAUGGCAAAGUUGUCACGUCCCUCGCUUAUGGACGUGCCUCACAUCAGGAUUCAUCUGCCAUUCAUCGGCAACUGAGUUGUUCGCUUCACUGACUAUGACGGCUUACAAUCAAGUCUUUAACCAUAGUGUCGUCAACUGGUGAAAUACUUUGCUCAUAAAUUGUGCUUCUUAAUUGCUCAUGUACUACAUCGAUCGAUAGUUCACGAAGCAGCCACGGCGUUCCAAAACUGACGCUCACAGUCAUCUUUUCAGUCUUUUAGUGUGAACCUACCGUGAACGGCGUGUCGGUUUGAAUGCAACGCUAGCAUUUCUCUGAGUUUCCCAGCGCCAACAUCAUCUAACUGACUUAAACUCGAACAAAAAAAAAAUUAUAGAGUUACUCCCAUGGUCGAAUAGCUUCGAACAACGCAAAUAGCGUUCUUCAGGUUCGCAACGCCUUGUGGGUUUUUCAGGGGGAGCGCAGACAAGGUACAAAAAGUAUGCGUGCAAGGGUUCAUGCAAGAGAAAACCCUAUGAAACCAUUUGUGAAAACAUCGUUUCUACGAACCAGACCCUCGUGUUUUCCCUCCCCCGGAUGACCACUUUGUGACAUUGACGACCGAAAACCCAUUUUAUGACUGGGCGCACAGGCAGCCCAGUAACUAAACAUAUCAUGCUGUCCACGCGAGAACUUGUGAGUCAGCUCCAGCUUUAUCUGUCACUUAUACUCUUAUACCACCCAGCUCGUCCUAUUCUUGAUGAGUUCAUAUCACUGCUAAUUACUGCCCUACACCUGUUCCUCAAAUUGUAUCACGCCCCUUGAUUCCUUAACUCAGUUCGACAUUUCUUUGCUAAACUAAAUUAGAUAAAAGCCGGGAUUGAACUAGCCUCCCGUGCAGGUGUCUUUAGGGAAACUCGUUUUCCAUCCCUCCCCACAAACGCCUGCUCAACCGAGGACAACAUUCCUUUCCCAUUGUUACAUUCGUGUGGUAAGUGACCAAUCAACAGUUUUGAAAUGAAGUGUCGACAGGCUAAACACGACUUAUAAGCUCUUGAUAGUGCAAAAACGUGACCCAGAACGUGACCCUAGAGUUACCUUUUUCCUUCUUUUCUUUCCUUUGCUAAGGUUAUGCAGUGCAUGGAGAAUUCUAAAAUCUGACUGAGUAAAUGUUACUUUUGCUGCUCUGAGUCUAAUAUUUAUUAGAGGACAUGAAUGUUUCUCAAAGUCUCAUGCAGAUCGCGUAAUUGUCGGGUUCCCUUGCGGUCAAAGUCAACUUUCCAGAAUUUGGAAAGUACAACAUGAUUGGCUAAGCGUGGGAAAGGAAUGUUGUCCUCGGUUGAGCAGGCGUUUGUGGGGAGGGACGAAACACGAGCUCCCCUAAAAACACCUGCAUGGGAAGCUAGGGUUGAACAUAACAAAAAAGAAUCGAAGUAUUAUGGGAUCAAGACUAGGCUUUCUCGAUCUUCUUUGAAAUAACCCACCUCUUCGUAUUUAGUCUGAAAUACUUGAGCUUUGACGGCAAAACUUGGAGGGUAAUAGCAGCGAAAAACAACCAUUUUAGGUCACUUGUCUUGGUGACAUUACACAAAUACCGGUACGUCAUGACUUGAAAUACCGGUAGUCACCUUCUGUCGCCAUCUAAGGUUACAGGUGAACCAGGUGAAUUUUUUUUAAAAUCCCUGUUAACAGUAUCAUUUCCAUCUGAAAACUUAACUUCCAGAAUUUUGGGGAGAAUCAAAUUAAUAGAAAAAUAUUCAUUAUCAGGGCUCUCUCAAGGCAGGCCCAGUUUAUAAAAUACCUUCUAUUUUCUCUCCAAGGGGUAUUAACUGGGAAGUCAUAGUGAGGGUGUGCUGUCGGGCUCUCCAAAUCUUGACACUAUUUCAGAGAAAUAGCUAUAAGGUUAAUGUAAGGAAGUACUCCCCAGGGAUUUCCUACGGCAAAAAAUGAGGACUAUCAAUUAUUGAGUUAGUAACAGCGAAGCAUAUUAAAUGAAGGCAGCCAUAUCCUCAGAGACACAGGGUCAGCUACAUGUAGUUUGGAUGAUAGAAUGUUUGUGGUGAAAGUUUACUGUAAGAUUGAGAUGAGCCCCUAGGCACUUACUCUUACCAAACCAAUUCCUGAAGAUGUUGAAUUGCGUGCUUCUGACUGGCCAGAAUAAAAAUUUUCUGGCCAAUCAGCGAAAAGGAACAGCGGGGUGACUCUGGUGUUUUCUUUCAUGACGUAGGUUUUCCUUCUCGAUUGCCAUUGUUGAGUAGCCCAUUUAACUGGGAAAGUUUCUCGAGAGAAGUUUCAGAAAAAAUGUUAACAAAGGCGGAAACGUUUCAGAAGUCGUGCAAACAAGCACGGAGAUCUAUCAUGUAAGCUUGGCAUUGUAUACUAGACAAUGUGAGCAAAGGUGUGGAAAGUAAAGGUCGUGCAUCGUGUAUCAGCAAUAAAAAUUAUGAUACCUUCGACAGAUCCGUUGUGAAAACUAAUCGGAGAUUGUUUGUUUCUUUUAGCCAUACUAAAGCAUGCAAUUUUCCCUAUAGCGGCUAAGCCUGCAUAGCAAGAGUUUCCUAUCGAGUUAUUGUGCGAAAGUUAGAGCAUGAGCCCAACUUUCUCAUCGAACUCGCACGGAAAUGCUUGCUACGUAGGCUAAAUGUUUCCGGAUUUAUUAACAUUUUUUUCUGAAGCUGUCCUCAAUAAACUUUCCCCGUUGAACACCAUACACAAUUAGAGCGAUCAAUAAGUGUGUGCAGCCUUUAAAUACACUUUCUAGCAGAUUGAAAUCUCUCCAUGUCUAUGUCGCUUACUCAGAAAAAAUUGAGAUUCACUUGUUUGAUUGUUUUUGUUUUUUAGCACAAAGGAACAUCUCUGUUUAACUUUGUCUCUGGAUACCCAUCUUGGCGUGAAUACUUACAAAGCAUGGCGAAAGACGGUACUUGGGGCGAUCAUGUGGUUUUGUUUGCUGCAGCGAAUCACUUUCAAACUACCAUUCGUAUUAUCAGCAGUCUCGACCAUGAGAUAGUUGUCCAGCCAGAUCAUGCACUUGCCAACACCACCCCCCUUGUGCUGGGACACAUUCACGAGUUACACUAUGUCAGCCUUCAGCCCAGACAAGGUAAAACAUUCUUUCCAAUCACAAACAUCCUGGGUUUGUUUUUUGGACUUGUGGGAAUUAUGUGUGAAGAAUUUAUAUACAUAUAGCUAUUUUGAGAAAGGUUGUCUGAAAAAAUGUGCAUGCGACAAUCCCAAAAGGUAAUAUGGGAUAUGAUCAAUACAUGGUUCCUGACACUGUAUCUGAUGAACCUACUUUUGUUGAUUUCCUUUACUACUUACAGUCAUAUAUGUCCAGUCAUGUGUUCAAAUUUCUUUGAAAAACAGUGAACGCAUGUACUUUAUCCGACAACCUUCUUCAAAACAGCUGUUUAUCAGUAGCAGAGGACAUUGCAAGAUGAUGUUAAUACUGUAAAUGUCUCUAUGAGAAUGAACUUUAUUUUUUUUUCUAAACAAUAAGUUGUCCCUGCUUAAUCUGAAUACUAGUUGUACAAGAUGUCGUUCCAUUGGAUGUCGUAACCUUGUACAAAAGUGAGCAAGCUCAAAAACCUUCUGAUUUAUGUCCGUAUCCUUGAUUUCAUAGCAAACGGCAUAUCUCAUUUAUACUUUUAAGUAAUUGUGACUGAAAUGAAAGAGUUGAAGGACAGAACUUGUCUAAAUCUUCUUUUAGGAUUGCAAAGAUUACUCAUCACUGUUUAAACUGUCAGUUUUCUUUGUUACAAUCCUUUCAUUUGUUAUCUCUGCCUUUUUUUCCCAAGUCAUUAUAUAUGUCCGUGAUUAUUGUAGGAGUUGUAGUUGUGUUUGUUUACAUGCUUGAGUUCAAAUCAGACAGCGCUACGUUAGCACUUAAUGGACAUGCCGUGUGAGUGUUCAUUACCGUAAUUCCUGAGCAGAGAGGUUCCCACAAAGGCAGAAUUUAUCUCUACUGUAAUAAAAAAUUGCAGAGAUAUAAGAGAAUUAACUCUUGCACUAACCUGAUUCCUUUUCGGUCUGAGGUCAUUGGCUCAAAAGUAACUCCAUCAGCUUGUUAGCGAAAAUUUUAUGUUCUCGACUAUUGUACAAUGAAUUAGAACAUUAGUGUUGUUAUUUCUGAAUAAUUGUUAUAACUGAUCAUUGUGAAGAAUAACAGCUGUUAUUGUAUGAAUAGAGUGGUGAAAAAUUUGCAAUCUUGACCCUUGAAAUCUAGCGUGCGCUUCAGAGGAAACUAAACUGUAGUAAAGUCCGUCUGCGAAACAGCGCUGAAAUCCGUGUUAUAUUGGUGCUGCUUCACAGACAUUACUAACCGAGCCUAAAUUACGUCUGCGACGCAAGUAGGAAGUCAAGUUAGAAUUUUAAUAUAUCGAAUGUGGGCUAUUCGCAAAUCUGAGCUAUCUUUGAAAUGUCCAUCUGUCACAUAACAUCCAAUAUAAAAUUUGAAGUUCCCUUAGGGAAAAUCACACAUGUAAUUUAAUGUAUGCCUCAUUGGUUUAGACUUCAAAUAUGAGCUGCAAGUUUAUCAUUUUAAUUCUUAUGUUUUGAUUACAGUAAACACCCGCAUAUAAGAACACACGAUUUUGGAGGUCAGGCUGAUUGAUCAUGAGUUCUUAUUUAUCGGGUGCUUAAUGACAAAUCAGCCUCAAAAUGUUCUUAAAUUUUUAUUUAGGUAGAACAAGGGCACUUUGAGACCGCCAUCUUGAUUCUUGACAAUUUUUUCGUCUUUUAUUAUGGCUACAGGUGUUUGGAAACAUUAUUGAGCUAUUUUGAAAAAAUAGCUCAUAUGUCAGUGGUGUGAGCGUAUGUAUCUUUGUGGCUUUGUAACUUUGUAUCUUUGUAACUUUGUAUGUUCGGAUGUUUGUUGCAAGAGCCAAUAAGGUUGAAGGUGCUAUUAGUUGAUGCUUAGGAACCAAUGAGAUCUUAGCAUCUACUUAAACAUGACAUUGGUAAAGGUCGAACAAGGGCACUUUGAGACCGCCAUCUUGAUUCUUCACAAUUUUUUCGUCUUUUAUUACGGCUACAGGUGUUUGGAAGAAUUACAUUAAAUAUCUUCAUGAUUCAAACGCUGUGUACAGUGAUGCAGCUGUUUAAGGGUUGAUAUUUUAGUGUGGAUGCUGCUUCAAGGCAUUUCUGACCUAAUUCGGCUAUCUGUACAACGCACGUCAGAAUGAGUUCUGUUUCACCUGCUACAACUGGGUAGAGUAUAAAAGAUCAGUGUAAAACGCGGACUGCGGACUGCAGACUGCAGAGUGCAGACUGCGGACCAGGGGUAAACUACAGACUGAGUGUAAAAUGCAGACUGCAGACUGAGAGUAAAACGCGGGCUGGGGUAAAAUGCAGAAUAAAGACUGUAGACUUUUUUAAACAUUUGUGCUCCUUCCUUUCCAAAUCGGUGAAAUAGCUAGCCGGUAUCAGUUACACACUUCGCUUCCUAGUCGAAGUGGAUUGCACAUUCGCCAGAAGUUUCAAUGAACAUCCGAACAGCUCAAGUCUGUGUACGUUGAUUUGCAAUACUUCCGUAGAAGGUCAUCCAAAUUUCCUGCAGAACAUCUUUCUUUGUUGUUGGAAUGAUUUACUCCCUUUUUAAUCGCCAUAACUCUUCCUGUACAGUAUUUUGGGUCAGCAGCUUCCAUUUAAGCGUAAACAUCGUGGUGUUGUAUCCAAUUCACGGUCCCUGCAGGGGCACCCAACGAGAAUAGAGUUCAAAACCGCUUAAACAUAGCAUUGUUAAACGUAUUUUAGUAUUUAAACGGUAGAUAAAGGCACAUUUUUAUCCCCUAAAAAUGUUUCAUCUGUUCGGAUUUCCUAGCUGAAAGUCUAGUGAUCCGAAAAUUAUAGGGAUCAAAACUUACCUUUUCGAAAAUUUCAGCCAGAAAAAAGGCUCCCGAAAAUUCUAGGUGACCUUUUUAGGGUAAAAAUCCGUUAAAAAUAGGCAAUUAUACCAUUUUUUGGAUGUUCGAAAAUCCUAGGAGAGGCAGGCAAUCAAGAAAUUUUACAACAAAUGUUUCGAAAAUUCUAGAUCUCAAAUCGUCUUCCGAACAGAUAUUUUUCCGAAAAUUGUCGUUGGGUGCCCCUAUCCCUGGUCACGUAUAUCGAAAACUUCACGCCUAAACUUGAAGCGUGAGGUCUCUCGGACGGAAAAAAGGUUCAAGAUUGCGAUUAUAUGUUUUUGGGUUGUCGACAACGUUGUAGAGAAGAAAGUCCUGAAUGGAUUUGUGAAAGCAGAUGUCGUCAAGUAAGUGUUCGUUUACAUGUAUUUGCGGGAUUUUUUUACCCUUAAACCUUUCAACAACUACAUGUACAGUUUAUGCUCGGUCUGCAUUUUAGCCCAGCCUGCGUUUUACUCCUAGUAUGCAGUCUGCAUUUUACACUCAGUCUGCAUUUUACCCCUGGUCCGCAGUCUGCAGUCUGCAGUCCGCAGUCUUCAUUUUACACUGACCGAAUUAGAUACUGUUUUACUGAGUGGAGUAACAUGAUAUGAGCAGAAAUAUAUUUCGGCAGUUUGAUAAUUUUCUUGGAAGUAAAUAAAUGUUAGGCUAUCAACCUUGACGUUGCAUGAAACAUAAUUUAAUUGCAGAUUUUGUAAUGAAGCCGAGGUGGUUUCUUGAAAUCGUAGGGAUAAUUUUGUAGUAAACAAUUUGCGUUUUUUUACGUACGAAUUGUAAAAGGGCCAAAGGCCAACAUCUUCACGUGCAAAUUGUGUGCAUGAGUUAUUUUUAUAAUUCUGUUUGCUAGAGUACCGUGUGAUAACUCGAAUUCCCCCACGUACGAACCACGAAAGGGGGCAAAGUCCAACACUUUCACGUGCCAAUUGUGUGACUGUACAUCUCAUGCAGAUUGGCUUUUCACAAUAAUAAUAGUAACUUGAACGUUUGAAGACCUGUUUCGUUUUGUAACCAAUGCCUGAAAAAAGGCUCUUGUCUUUUAAGAAGCAAUAGCUUUUAAAACAUGAAGAAAUAAGUUGUCGGAGUUAAGGACUGUUUCACUGAGUAGAAUUGCACGUGAAAUCCUCGUGAAUUGUGAUGAUGCAACCAUCUACCACAAUGAUAAGAAUCCUGGUAUUUCGUAACUACUCGAAUUCGAUGAGUCACGUUUUGGCUUAAGAAACUCCGAGGAAACCUUAGAGUUUUCCUUCUAAUCAACGUUUGGUGAGUAGAUAUUUAUUUUACUUUAAUAAUUUGUUUAACUUGCACCAAAUGUAACAGGGAAAGACAGAGGAAAGUGAAUAUAUAGCAUGAGGAUCGACGCAGCUGAGCGUUUCGCGUUUUCAUUUAUGUACGGCAAUACCUAAUUCCGCACAAAAACCCAGUCUACAUUUAGGACGAAAAAGGUAGAUUCAUCACUCUUGGUAAGGUUACACUGAAGCAUUAAAGUUACACUGAAGCAUUCAAAAUAGCUCAUGCACGUUUAACGCGCCUAUGUUAUAAGAACAUGUUACAAUUUUCAGGCUGAUCUUGUUCUUAUAAUCAAAGAAAGACUAUCGUCAACUCGUAGGUACGUUGUUUAGAAAAUAAUCAAUUAGAUAUCACCUCUGGUUCUCCCACAGUAAAUUUUAGGAAAUGAUAGAAAUUUAGAUUAUAAAUAUACUAUCCUUGUUCUGGAAACACAAUACUUUUCUUGCUGUUUAUUGCACUUUAUUAGCAGUUAUUUAGGUAUAUAUUUAAAAACAAAAAAACAAAAAAAAACAGCAGAACAAAAAAGCAAACAAAACAAAACAAAAAAGAAAAAAAAAAGGAAGAAGGGAAAAAGAAGGUGAAUAGAAGAAUUUGAACCCGGUGCCUCCGAGUUGACCCGACCUCACAUAGCCAUUACGCCAUUGAAGAUAAUCUCGUGGUUUGGUGAAAAGUCUCAAAUUUAAUGCGUUUUCCACGGAACUUCCGCCCGCAAACGAUCGAACCAUACUUAACCGAUUGAAAAAACGACUCGAAGCAAUUGGAUGAAAUUAAGGCUAAUCGAAACCAGGCUACUGACAGUAAAAAACAAUGUAAACGCAUUUCAUGGCAAUGAAAGAACAUAUGCGAUACAAAGCCGACACAACUCCUCCGCGAAGUAGGACGCAAAACACAAGCUUAUGUUUUCUUAUCUCGAUUUCCGCUGUCAUUUUAAAGCUAAUGCUCAAAAUCGCAUCCAUUUCCCCCCGAGACCUUGAGGAGCACUUAAGAAGAAGAAGAAGAAGUGCCUUUAUUUACCAUACAUUCAUUCAUACACAUAACCCACUACAUUACUACAAGAUAGGAGAUCAAUCCAGCCUCGAAGUUGAAAGAGUCGAAGAGCAAAUGCUCAUCUUCUCGUCAAGUUUAACGCCUGGACGAGUCAAAGGCAUUGCCAGAAAUUAGGGACAAGAUGGCGGUUGCGCGUGCGCACUAAGGCCACAAUGGCUGCGAAUUCGUAUAAGAAAAUGUAUGGAGAUAAGGAAACUUUUUCAAAUAUAUCGAUUAUGAGCUCACGGGUGUUCGGUGCCCGACUCGAAACAUGUUAAGUGCUGUGCAACCCUCGCAUCUGGGUUAAAAAUAGCUAAUUAGAAGUAGGUUUACUUACUUCCUGACGUGGCCACUUUUAUUCCUUGUUGUACGCUCCAUUUCUCCAUACAUUGUCUUAAAAUCUUGCCGAAGUCAUGCGAAAUACUCGUCGAUUAGAGGAUAAACCCUUCACUGAAGUAAAUUUGCCCGACUCGAUAUCACUUCUGCGAUGGAAGAUGUUUCCAAAACAGUCGUUAAAAGGACGAUUUUUGCACUGCAAAAUACUUCCAAAGGCGCAUUAUUUCCCUCAGUUUUCCAUCUGUAGUCCAGUAAUGGACGCCAUGGUUGCGAAUGACACAUUUCGGUCGGACACAGCUUCACAACUCCAAACCCCACAGAAUCGCCAUUUUGUUUGUUGCUACAACUCCAGAGAUGCUUCACGGGAUAUAAACUACGUUCCAGGCAUUCAAAAAUCCUCGAUUAGCCUACCAGGCUUGGUUUUAAAACAAAAUUGUCACGAAAAUGUCACGCAAGGUACAUCCGCGUACUGUUUUGUUGCUAUCAGCCGCUCGGCCGCGUAUAAACCUAACAUUUUCUUGCAAGGUGUUUAAUUCCAGCUUUUUUCUUCGUAAAACAGAUCCACAGAGCUCAAAUUAUUUAAAAAAUCGCAAGGGAUACGCUUUCCCUGACUACGAUAGUUUUUGUCCGCCAUUUUAAAAAUGAGAUUCCGCUGACAAUUGAUCACGGGCGCGGAAUGUCCACGAUUUCUGGCAAUGCUCUUGAAUCGUACUAAUCUGAAAGAUUCCUGCGUGUCUUAAAUUUGGUAAGACCUCUAUCCUCUAACCGUGCUGUAGCACACGAUGCACGCUCUCAGCGAGGAAUUUGAUGCCACCGAACUUCGGCGAGCGCGUGCUUCUUUGGAAACGAUAGCCUGCAUGACAGGCGCUUUAUGAGCCAAGCGGGGCGAACGCGAUAUUUCGCGCGGAGCGCGACACGAGCGCGAAGCGCGAGACGAGGGAAAGAGAAAAAUAAAGCUUUAUUUUUCUCUUUCCCUCGUCUCGCGCUUCGCGCUCGUGUCGCGCUCCGCGCGAAAUAUCGCGUUCGCCCCGCUUGGCUCAUAAAGCGCCUGUCAUGCAGGCUAUGGAAACGAUAGAUCUUCGCGCUCUCGAGUUCGGACACGAUUAAUUACGAAGUGCGUCUACAACGAGUGAGCGAGUGACUCAUUUGCAUAUCCCUGUCCCUGCAAUAACUCGUGAUACGCUCGCGCGUACCCACGAGUUAAAAAUGGGGCUUUACUGGCCAAAUUUCAGCCUGGUGUUCUUAAUCCAUUUGUUCUUAUAUGCGGGUGCAGUUUACUGUAUUUUGACCUAAAACAUAAAAGGUAAAAUUCCAUAUAUACUAAAGCCCAAACCUCAGUGCCAAAACACUAGGGUGUUCCCUGUGGUACUUGCUGUAAAUUUCAGUCUGACCCCUGAUCUGCAAUCAAAAUCCUUCUCUAUUUAGUUAAAAAUUAAAUUCACAAGCAUAUUUGUGGAUGGUUAAUGCUUCUACCAAAGCCAGAUUUUACACUUGUAGCCAUGAUAAUUUUACUAAUUUUUUCUUGUGGUCAUGGCAACUGUGUUACUUAUCAUAGUUGCUUAGGAAUUUUUUUUUGCUCAUAAAUAUUCAAAAUUUAAUUUAAUUCUCCAGGUUGUGUUAAGCCAUUUCGACUUAAUGUCAUGCAAGCAACAAAGAGAAGGAGAGACGUGGCUGAAGACUCAGAUGAAGAAGGUAAUUUCUAUGGUUAGAAAAUGACCCUCCUAGACAUGAAGCUAAAAAUGAAAAUGUGAUCGCUCACUGUACAAUGUAAGGCUAUUGCAACCUUGGUCAUAAUUGCUGGGACGUUGGACACUAGUGAGUACAUUUGGCUGAACCCAUCCCUCCUCACAAAGUUGGGAAGAACCCACUCAUUCUUAAGCAAGUGAGUGAUUAUUCCGUUUAAAAGAAACUUUUGCAUGUGGACCAACCGUAAGAGAACUUUUUGUUAGGGGCUAGUUAUAUGAAGGCAGAAAGAUUAUAGACCUAGACAGACCUUAGAGGGGGGAGCAACUUGUCAUUUGGUGAAAACAUGCAAGGUUAUGGCAGUUAAAAGUUAACCUGAUCAGGUUAACUUUUAACUGCCUUUCAACAGAGGCUCUUUUGGCUAAAUCUGGCAGUUUGUUUUUACUCAUUUUACUGUGAAGCUGGAAAACGUGAAGCCCAUCUUCCUCCAAUGUCUAGUUAUCUUUCACGACAUUCAGAAGAAUUGGUGCCGUUGUAUUAGUGCAUGCUGCUUUCCUCUGUACGUGUAUCUCAGUAUCUCUGAAGUGGGCCACUUAUAUUUUUUAACAAAACCUGUCCCAAUAUUAUACCCUCAAUCAGAAAAUACCAAAAUAAUACUUCAAUGAUGACAGCUAGACAAAACUGUCCUCCACUUUCAGUUAGCACAGAAAUAUUCAAACAUUCAAAUACUCAUGCCACAACUUCCAUCUCUGAUGAUUCAAAAAGGUAUACAGGUUUUGCCAAUUUGUACAAUGAAGGCCACGUUUUUAAGCUGAAACUUUGGGAUUUUAACAUUUAAAAUUUUGUGUACUGUUUAAAGGAAUGUAUUACAAUGACUGUGAGUUUUUUGAAUGGCUUCAAAAUCUCUGAUAUAUAUUUCAACUCAUUCUUGCUCUAAUAUUUAGAUUUGGGGUUAUUUUGGUCUUAAAAAUUGGAAGUAAAGUUUAGCUGUGUCUUUAUCAGAUAUAAAGACCCUCAUUAAACAUUAAUUUAUUUUGUUUUUUAUUUAUGAAUUUAGCACUGGAAAUAAGUUUUUUUUAAAAUGAAUUUAUCAGUCAGUAGGUGCACAGACACAGCAAAAGAAGAAAUUCAAUUAUUACUAACAGUACAGUCUUAUUGGUUAUUGCUAUAAUAUAUAGUACAAUAUAAUAUUCCUGGUGCUAUAAAGAUAUUGUGCUUAUUUCCAGUGCUUAUUUUCGCUAUUUCUAUUUCACUUUUUACAUUUAGUUCAUUUCAUUUGCCGGAAAGUAAGCCUUAGAAAUUAAAAGGACGUUUGAUCAAUUCACGCUCGCGCAUUCCAGUCUUGUUUUAAACUUUAUAGCGGAAGGACAUCUGUGAGCAGGGAAUAAGUCAGCACAGAAUUUGAUGGUCGGCGAAUUUCUGUAAUCGUCCAUCGUUCUGCUAGUGAUAAGCUGGCCGUUGAAUCAUUCGCUCGUCUUGCUUGUUUUGGGCCGAGUCUUAUUUCGGUCAAAGAGAGAGAAAGAGUGUCUGGCAAGGUUCAGCUGAAGGUUUCCGAUCAAAGAUUUGUGAACUCUUGUCUGGCAAACUCACUUAGUGUUAAAAUAUACACUGUUCUACGCACCUAAUAACUUCAUCUGCGCUUAACGAGUGUCUUUUGGUCCAUAACUUUCAUAACAACUGCUCCACAGAAUGUCACUGAUAACACGUAGCGCAAAAGAGUAUCGAAGUGUGACUGCACAAUUAAUGUUACAAAAUCUACCUAUUGUAAGCUGUUCUUUCGGGAUUUUUUGUGUUUUACGUCAUCAUCCUAACCAUUUCGUACUUGCGGGCGCAAACAAUAGGAACGUCAUCAUUACCUACCGAUUCCUCGCGGCCCCUGUUCAAGGAAAUCGAGAUUUUUUCUAUGUUGACCGAAUGACUGUAUAUUUCAACUGUAAGUACUUUCCUUAAUAUACGCGCGAGUUACUAGAGUGCCUCUUCGGGAUUUCGCCUCCUGGGCGAAAUCCCUGCCGGGGUAAUUAUUAUUAUUAGCUCAUCGUUAAUUAUUUUUCCUCCACUGAUCAGAAUCCAAGAUAUUCAAAUCUUCUGAGGAUACAACUCGCAGAUCAGAGGGCAGUGAUUGUAACACUCCCCGUAUUACCGCUGGUCUCACGUCUAUUUCAAAGAAUACUGCAAGCAGCACAAAGAACCAAAGAACCACAUCGAAGAGAAAGAGAAAGAAGAAAAGAAAGAGAAAAAGAAAGGAAAGGACUCCAAAAGAGUGCAUUAGGGACCCUCCAGAGCUUAUCAGAACCAGACUCUCAAAACAUGCUGAUCUUCCUGUUGAUCUUUUGUUACCGACAGUGAAGAAUGGUGAGUUAUUAGCUUUUUACAGUGAGCUAAAAAACCCCUAUAUAUGUAAUUUUAUGAUCUUGGUUAUGUGUACUUUUCUGAUGCGAGUGAAAGUCAAGAGAAAGUUAAAGUUGCAUUGUUAAGAUGUAACAAAAGUGGUCCUGGUGGUUCUCUCAUCUCUGUUAAGAAUGCUGCCACUGUGCUAAGACCUAAAGCAGUUAUAUCUGUUGGUGCAUCUCAUCCUGAGAAAGUUUAGACUGAAUUGGUGCAGCUCUUAUGAGUGAUAGGAGUUUUCAAACAAUGUCUACCAUUUGUGUGAUUAGUUCAGAUAGUGAAUGUGUUCCCUUGGUAUUGGACAAGCCUCACUGAAUUUUGUUGAAGGUGGAGAUAAACGAAUAUUUCAACAAACCGCAUCGUACGCCCCCACGACCCAUGUUUCUUGUAAGCUUUGUCGGUAAUCGGUAUAUCUUGAUUUAGUAUUUACCAAACAGUGAAUAGCAAUUUUUCCGCGUUUUGAUUUGCCCCCGUAACUCGGAAUAUCCUUGGCUAUUCACUGUUUUGCGAUCGGAGCCAAGAAGGCGUCUCGUUUCAAGACACUUUUUUAAAUGAAGCAGUCGUACAAACAAAUACCAAGUAAGCGACGAACUUUUGCUUUUCGGUGUUUACUGAUAGGUAGAAAAUUAUUUUCUUGCCGAAUUUACAGCAAAAUCAUACAAAAGCACUAGACAAAAUCCCCGAAAUGUUUGUAAAUUGUAAACAAAGUUCGCACUAAGUGACGUUUUUAGUUUACAAAGUUACUUUUUUCAUUUUAAUUCUACUGAUUUGGUGAAUACUAAAACAACUAACCCCCUCAAGGUCGAUGAACAGCGCUAGAUAUUUACCUCGACGCUUUGCGACUCGGUAUAUACAGCUAUUUUGAGAAAGGUUGUCGGAAAAAAUGUGCACUCGACAAUCCCGAAAGGUAAUAUGGGAUAUGAUCAAUACACUGUUUCUGACACUGUAACUGUCGAACCUACUUUUGCUGCUUUCUUUAAGCACUCGCAAAAAAGUCCAUGACCUCUCCUGUCAUUCUUUUAAACUUCUUUAAAGAACAGUGAACUCAAAAACAACCCACAAUACCUUUCGGGAUUGUCGCGUGCACUUUGUCCGACAACCUUUCUCGAAAUAGCUGUAUAUCCACCAUUAGUAAAAUCCAACUAGUGAUCUGUUAUCAAUGCUGCGUUCUUGAUUGGCUGAGCUACUACUAGGCUAUAUGUUAUAGCCCACUAGAAGCGAAAAGCGUCGGCUUUGAAAACCAAAACAAUAGCCGCUGAUCCGCGUUUUGCUAGCUAAAGUUGUUUUGUCUCGAUAUUUUUGACCAACUGGUUGGAUUUUACUAAAACAAUUAUUCCUCGAGCCCAUUAUCACUUGCUUUAUCACUAAUUUUCUUUUUAAUAUUCCGUGUAAGAUUUUUACCAUGAUACUAUACGUAUUUUAUCUUUUCCUGUGAUAGUAUAAUCAUAAUGUUAUCAGAAUGUUUAAUGAAGGAUUUCUUCUUUUCCCCGAUGUGAACGAUUUUGAUGUCAUCAUGAUAUAUCAAUCAGUCAUUUUGUCUGUUUUUCUUUGUUAUUAUACAUUGUACUCACUGUCUGUCUUCUCAUUGGCUGAGAGCUUACAGUUAAUUUUGGAAAUCAGCGCAACCUACAGAUUUAUACAGUCAACUCUCGCCUUGCGGACACCCCGCUAUUGCGGGCGCUCGCUAUUACGGACAAAAUACAGAUCCCCAGCAAAAGCUAUAGGGGUUUGACUGAAAAUGACUCCAGCUAUUGCUGACUCUCUCUAUUACGGAAUUACGGACACUUUCUUGGUUUCGAAGUGACAAUUUUAUUGUUUUGACUCUCGAUAAAGCGGACACUCUGUACUUCUCAUGUAACAUUGUUAUGUAAAAUUACAGUCUACUGUUUAUCAUUUGCCAAAAUGCAUUUCAAAAGAUUUCUGGAAUGUUUAUUUUCACGUCGAUUCCUUAAAUUGUUUGCACAAUCGUCCUCACUUCUUCACUGGAGCUUGCGCUUUUUUGUUCCCGGCUCUCUAGGAGAGCUCAAGGCUGCUUAGCAGUUUCGGUACUGUUGAUAAGUUCGUCCAGUCUUGGAAGGUAUUUUGGGUCGCCAUACAGCAUAAGUAGCACAUUUAACACACAUUUAAGAUUUAAGAAAACCUUACGAACGUAGUUAAUUGCCCCCGCUGGGAUUUCGCUCAGAAGCCGAGGAGGCACUCUAGCAACUCGCGCGUACAUUAAGGAAAGUACUUACAGUUGAAAUAUACAGUCAGUAUGCCAGAAAAAAUCUCGAUUUGCUUGAACAGGCACAGGGUCCAGAGGAGUUCAGGGAGUUUCGUAUGAAUAAAUGAAUUACUUAGUCUCACCUUAGAAAAUGUCUAUACCUGUCGCUUAGCACGAUUAAUUAGCCCAGUGGGGAUCUUUAUGAAUCUGCUGUAAACGAUUUCUUCGCUUCUUAUUUGACCCAGAUCACCUUUGUUGUUCGCCAUUUUGAAAAUCAAUAACCGCAAGCCAUAUCCUCGCUGGCGCACGGCACGUCGCCCGAAGAGCGACCGGACGCGAUCAAAAUAACCAAGAGCCAUAAUUAUGGCUCUUGAAAUAACCCAUUUUUCGGAGGAUUUCGACGGGUUUUGAUGUUCUAACGACAAACAAAUCUCCUUUGGACCCUGUGGAACAGGGGCCGCGAGGAAUCGGUGGGUAAUGAUGACGUUUCUAUUGUUUUUGCCGGCAAGUGCGAAAUGGUUAGGAUGACGUAAAGACAGAAAAUCCCGAAGGGACCGCUUAGGUAGAUUUUGUGACAUUUAUUGUGCAGUCGUACUUCGAUACUCUUUUGCGUUACGUGUUAUCAGUGACAUUCUGUGGAGCAGUUGUUUUGAAAGUUAUGGACCAAAAGACUUUCGUUAAGCGAAGAUGAAGUUAUAAGUUGCGUAUAACUGUGUAUAUAUAAACACUUGGAGAGUUUGCCAGACGCAAGUUCACAAAUCUUUGAUUGGAAACCUCGCCAGACACUCUUUCUCUCCCUUUGACCGGAAUAAGGCUCAGCCCCAAACAAGCAAGACGAGUGAACAACGGCUAGCUUAUCAGCCGACAAUCAAAUUCUGUGCUUACUUAUUCCCUGCCCACAGAUGUCUUUCCGCUAUAAAGUUUAAAAUACGAUUAGAAUCUGCGAGCGUGAAUUGAUCAAACGUCCUUUUAAUUUCUAAGGCUUACUUUCCGGCAAAUAAAAUGAAUUGAAUGUAAAAAGUGAAAGAGAAAUAGCGAAAAAUUCAACUUCUAAUGAAAUCUUUUCUUAUGGUUUACUGAAUAAACUAUUUUCGAAACUGCGAAUGUUUUGAUCAAAGCUGUGUAAAUUGAACAGAAACUGUACAUGGAACCUUGCGUUUCCUGUUCAGUUUUAUCUCACCUCCUGUAUGGAGUAUAUGUCAAAAUCUUCAUUAUCAAUCGGACGGGUAUAGAGCUACUCAACGAGCAAGAAUACUAUUGACCGACAAUAUACAGAGCGGGGGCAGCUGUAGUGUCAACUAUUACCAGUAAUAUUAUUGUAUGUUAACAGCACUUUUUUUCUCGCACCCCGUUAUUACGCAGAUUACGGACUCUCGGUAUUACGGACAUAAAACCGUGGUCCUUAGGGUGUCCGCGGGAGUUGACUGUAGUUAGUUAUCUGCUAGCAGUUAACUAACUAAUCUGUAGGUUGCGCGCUUUGCAUGCUUUCCAAUAACAGUAUCAAUUCAGGUUCCUUGCGACGGUGUGCGUUAUUUUCUUCAAAGCGAUGUAUAAUAAAACAAUUAUGUUACAUUCGGUUUCUGUGAUGUCCUGUAUAAUCAAGGUUUCGGUAAGUGUUAUCACUCUCAACCUUUGGCUCGGCUGAUAACACUUACCUCGACUUUGAUUAUUCCGGAUAUCACAAAAACCUCAUCCAAUAAUUGUUUACUAUAUGGUAAAAUCACUUGACUAAGAUUUGAGAUUGUUAGUGGUUCAUGGUUGAUGGAUUACUAUUUAACAAUUAUUCCUCGAGCCCGAAUGGGCUCUGAGUCAAUAGCCGAUGAGGCCGAAGGCCAAAUGGGCUAUUGACUCAGAGGCCGUGAGGGCGAGAGGAAUAAUUGUCUCUUAGUAAAAUCCAACUAGUUGGUCAAAAAUAUCGAGACAAAACAACUUUAGCUAGCAAAACGCGAUUCAGCCGCCAUUGUUUCGGUUUUUCAAGCCGGCGCUUUUCGCUACUAGUGGGCUGUAACAUAUAGCCUAGUAGUAGCUCAACCAAUCAGAACGCAGCAUUGAUAAUAGACCACUAGUUGGAUUUUACUAAUCUGAAAUAUACUUUUCCAUGCUAUUUUCAUUUGAUAGCGGUAUUUUGAUGUUUUAGUUAACCACUUUUUCAAGUAAAUAAUGAUAAGCGAUUGUUUCUCCAGCAGGGCCACAGCAACAAGAGUAUAAGGACCUUCGAACCGAAAGGCGACCAUCAACCUCUUCAUCCAGCAACGCUUCACUUGACUCGUCAUUCAACCUCACUCAAACAAACGAAGAAACCCUAGCCGCUCCUUUCAUCGAACGUAUGAAGAAACAUGUCCGAGAUGUCACUGAAAAAACUUACGGAGAUCUUAAAUCACCUUUUCAUAAUCCAGGCGAAGGACCUAGAAGAGAUCUAAAACUUGACGAAAUCUUCACCAAUUUGAUUGUUUAUGAAGGGAGAGCUAAGUAUGACUUUUCAGGAGACAGAGUGAAACAGCUAAACGAGUACCACAAAGCCAAUGAAAAUUUACGACCAACACUGCCAGGGGAUCUUUUUGAUGCUGAAGGGCGGAGGAUCCUUGUUGUUGGUCGUCCUGGAAUUGGAAAAACUAUGUUUAGCACAAAGAUUCUUCGCAACUGGGCUUGUGAUAACUUAUUGAACGGAUCACAAAAGGAUUUUAAAGCUGCUUUUCUCAUCAAGCUAAGGAUGUUUAACUCUAGAAUCAAAGAACUAAAUCUUCGCGAGCUCCUUGAUCACUCAGAAUAUUCAACAGCUCUUUCCAGAGAUUUCUGGGACUACAUCCGUGAAAACCUAGAGCGAGUAUUGGUGAUUUUUGAUGGAGUUGACGAAUAUUCUUGUAGGACUGAAAUAAAUAAAGAUGACGUUCCUUACAUAAACGAUGAAGAAGAAAGGAUGCCUGUCCAUUUUCUACUGAAGAAAAUAGUAUCAGGAAAAAUUCUUACACGUGCCACAGUCUUAACGACUAUAAGACCCAAUGCCGUACGAUGUAUCACAAGUCUUCACUUUGACAAAACAGUUGAAAUACUUGGAUUCUCAACUGAGCAAGUAAAUGAUUAUGUACAGAAGUUUACAAAGCACGAGGACAGAGCUCAAACCAUAAAGCAACACAUCACAAGUAACUUAAACCUUCUAGCCUUCUGCUACAUUCCUGUGAAUUGUUUCAUCAUUUGUUCGUGCUUGUCGGAGUUGCUUUGCAACACUAGAUUAACCAGCCUCCCGACAAGACUGACAGAAAUAUACUCAAUUGCCGUAAGGAUGUUUUACUUAAGCUACGAUGAUGAUCAAUAUCGCCACAAUAAAACAGAAGGUCAACAAUUUUUUCUUAAGCCGUUCAAGGAACUUCCUUCCUCUGUGCAGAAUGUGUUCACAUGUCUGGGAAAAAUUGCUUUUGAUGGAAUUAAAAAAGGAAGACUAAUUUUUGAAUCACACGAAGUUAACGACCUAGAGAGUAAUGGCCUGUUUCACCGUUUACCUGAUUUUAGAAACCGUCCUUUAGCAGAGGGAAGAGCGCAAUAUUGCUUUUUACACCUGACCAUACAGGAGUUCUUGACGGCGAAGUAUUUGGUAGACACACUGAGUUCCGAACAACUACAGGAUUUUGUCUCCGCUCACAUCAAGGAAGGCGCGUGGAAGGUUGUGCUGCAGUUUGUGGCUGGACUGCUGGCUGAAAAAGAAGGACAAUCAACUGAUUGGUCGCUGAUUUUCAGCGACCUCCUUCCCUGGGAAACGGAUACUAAAGAAUUUGAAAUCAAGCCGGGUUUGGAUGAAGACUCAAAGGAACCAACUGAAACACUGACCUAUUGGCCAGCUGGUGAAGACAAGGCUUUAGUGGUGACGCUAUUCAAUUGCAUGUAUGAGAGCAAUGCCUCUGAUCGAAAAGUUCAAGAGAAACUGGCGAAAAUUGGUUGUAAUGCGCUUAAUUUUAGUAAGUGUUACCUGUCACCUCUCGACUGUUUAGCAUUAGUGCAUACACUUAAAUCUGUUGAAGGAAUUUUGUAUUUUGAUUUAAACAACAAUAACUUUCAGUUGCUAGGAUGUAUUGAGAUUGCGAAGUUGUUACCUGGCAACGAACACAAUCAGGGUUUUUGCGAACUGAAAAGUUUAAACCUCGCUUAUAACCAAAUAACUGAUGAGGGUGUUGAACAUUUAUAUACAGCACUCACACACACUAACUGCAAACUAAACAGCUUAAACCUCGGGGAUAACAACAUAACUGAUGAAGGUGUUAAACUUUUAUCUACAGCGCUCACACACACUAACUGCAAACUAAAAAGCUUAGACCUCGGGGAUAACAACAUAACUGAUGAAGGUGUUAAACUUUUAUCUUCAGCGCUCACACACACUAACUGCAAACUAAACAGCUUAGACCUCGGGGAUAACAACAUAACUGAUGAAGGUGUUAAACAUUUAUCUGCAGCACUCACACACACUAACUGCAAACUAAACGGCUUAAACCUCUAUAAUAACAACAUAUCUGAUGAAGGUGUUAAAAAUUUCUCUACAGCACUCACACACACUAACUGCAAACUGAAAAGCUUAGACCUCAUGGAUAACAACAUAACUGAUAAAGGUGUUAAACUUUUAUCUACAGCACUCACACACACUAACUGCAAACUAAACAGGUUAGACCUCUGGAAUAACAACAUAACUGAUGAAGGUGUUAAACUGUUAUCUACUGCACUCACACACACUAACUGCAAACUAAACAGCUUACGCCUCGAGUAUAAUCAAAUAACCGAGAAAGGUAGAAAUCUCUUAAAGUCACUGAAAAUAAACUGUAAAGUAUUUAUCUAA